This is a messenger RNA of Aegilops tauschii subsp. strangulata, 922 nucleotides long. RefSeq names its product putative invertase inhibitor. Lineage: Eukaryota; Viridiplantae; Streptophyta; Magnoliopsida; Poales; Poaceae. Gene Ontology annotation, molecular function: enzyme inhibitor activity. The record is from RefSeq and is a predicted model, not a curated record.
AUUUGGCGAUUCACUAUGUGUCGUUCGUUCAUGUCCGGAUUAGCAAUGGUCGAUCUCCGGCGAGCUGAGCCGUUCAGCCUGUCAGUCUUGGGCAUGGCCGACACCUGUGUCGUCCUCCAUUGACGGGCUGUCACUCCACGUACGAGCUCAUAAAUAACCAUGGCGCAGAACCACGCUCCUGCACGAUCGAGGUAGCAUGGCGAGGAAGCAAGGAGGACGCGGCCACAUCACGUCCAUGGCGGCAGCGCUCGCCGUGGCCGUGGCGGUCCUCUUCCUGGCCGGGGCGCCGCGCACGGCGCAGGCGGCGGUGAUGGCGGCGUCGGCGGGGAUCGAGGAGGCGUGCCGGGGCGCAGCGGACCGGGACGCGGCGGUGGACUACGAGCACUGCGUGGCGUCCCUCUCCUCCGACGCGGAGGGCCGGGACGCGGCGGACAUGCACGCGCUGGCGGCGGCGGCGACGCGGAUGGCGGUGGAGCACGCGGCGGCCACGGAGGCGCGGAUGGAGGGGCUGGGCGAGGCGGAGGGGAGCCCCCGCGCGCGCGCCAGGCUGGGGCGCUGCACGGAGCUCUACGGCGCGGCCGCCGACGUGCUCCGGGACGCGCUGGACAACAUCCGCGCGCGCGUGUACGGGCGCGCCGUGGAGCAGAUCGCGGCCGCGCUGGGCGCCGCCGAGCGGUGCGAGGACGCGUGGAAGGGCGAGGAGGUGGCACGGGGCGGCGGCGGCGUGCCCGUCGCCGGGCACGACAAGGAGUACGGCCGCCUCGCCGUGGUCGCGCUCGGGAUCACCAGCGGCAUCGCGUGAUCGCCGGCAACUCUGCCACGUGGAAGACAUCCGUGCUCGACUGACGUAAAUAAAGUGCAAUGGGAAUAUAAUAAACAAAUAAACCCUUUUUUUCAGCAGAGUGAAUAAAACCCAUGAGUA